This is a messenger RNA of Lates calcarifer (barramundi perch), 3699 nucleotides long. It is a transcript of the gene cbx4, whose product is annotated as chromobox homolog 4 (Pc class homolog, Drosophila). The record is from RefSeq and is a predicted model, not a curated record. Gene Ontology annotation, biological process: negative regulation of DNA-templated transcription. Bases 360 to 2021 code for a protein of 553 amino acids. The transcript is spliced from 5 exons. NCBI's taxonomy places the organism in Eukaryota, Metazoa, Chordata, Actinopteri, Centropomidae.
CCGAAGCUAUUGCACGAAAAGAGCUGCUCGCAGCCGCACCACUGUGAAUAUCUCUAUGCUCGCUCUGCCAGUGCUGUAGAGUGUGCAAACGGAGGGAGAGAGAGAGCGAGAGCGAGAGCGAGAGAGAGAAGAGAGAGAGAGAGAGAGAGAGAGAGGAGGAGGAGAGGUGGAGGGAAUACAGUUGGAUUUUUUGGAUACAACUGGAAAACUACCAAGCGCGCACAGCACGCACCGAGCGGAAGGGCAACAUCGACGGUGCGUAGCCAACAUUUUUCACCUACUACCCCUUAACUACCUCUCCCACCCCCCGUCCUCCUCCUCCUCCUUCCCCCCCUUUGCGAUCGGAUUCAGGCGAGAAUAUGGAGCUGCCUGCCGCCGGAGAGCACGUCUUUGCGGUGGAGGGCAUCGAAAAGAAGCGCAUCCGCAAGGGCAAGAUAGAGUACCUGGUCAAGUGGCGAGGCUGGUCUCCUAAGUACAACACAUGGGAGCCGGAGGAAAACAUCCUCGACCCGCGUCUCCUCGUCGCGUUUCAGCACAGGGAGAGGCAGGAGCAGCUGAUGGGGUAUCGCAAACGGGGGCCAAAACCAAAACAUCUUUUACUCCAGGUGCCCUCAUUUGCCCGGAGAUCCAGUAUCCCUGCAGGUUUUGAGGAAACUUGUCAGGAUGUCGAAAGUGGCCUCAAAUCAGAUCCUGUCCAGGUCCAGCGCUCCCAGCCUCAGCAGUACCAGCUAAACAGCAAGAAGCACCAUCAGUACCAGCCCAGCAACCAGGAGGUCCCUGCUGACCAGCUAACAAACGGCAAGAAGAAGUUCAUCUACCAGCUGAACAGCAAGAAGCACCACCACUACGAGCCUGACCCUAAUAUGUACGAUGCACAGGCCUCGAGGCUCAAAGAGGUGGUCAAAGUUCAGGAACCGGCCUGUAAACUAGCAAAUCCUGGCUGGAACUUACCGCUGGCACUGCAGCAGAAAUGGGUUCGUGACAAAGACACAGGAUGCUUGAGCAAAGUCAAAGAGCUGGCAGUGGAGGUGAGGAAGCCAGCUGUUAAAGAGGCUGAGAGCGAACAUGCCCUUAAACCCAACCCUAAAGAUGCAACCUUGCCUAGCGCUAUUAGCAGCAAAAUGAAGAUAAUCAAGAACAAAAACAAGAACGGACGUAUCGUUAUUGUCAUGAGCAAAUAUAUGGACAGUAACAAGGUUCAUGGAGCCAAGGGUAAACACGGGGAAUCAUCUGGCGAAGAGAAACUGCAAAACACCAAACAAUCAGAAAGCAAUCCAGUGCACAGAACCAAAAUGGUGGAGCACCCGGAGAACGGUAUCCCCAAAGAGAUCUGUAACGGCAGUUCCCUCCCUGCCGCAGAGCAUCCGAUAAAGUGUUCCCCGAAGGACAGACAUUUCUCCAAACCUUCGCCAAGCACAGCAGAGGAAUACAACACUGAAGUGGCUCGGGGUCAGGCCGACUUGCCGGACGAUCUACCACUACAGCUGACUGCUAGCCCACCCCCAAUGUCCUGGGCCGUCGACACCAACAUCCCGACCCCUACGGCUGUGGACCAGAUCAGGAUCCCUUCAUUUCCCAAUGACCGCAAGCGAAAGCUCUCCGAUCCUGUGGAGGACAGGAGCGUUUCUAAAACCUACCUGACCUCCAGGAGCUUCAGUGUGCCCAGCACAGUCAUCACGCCGCCUCAGGACAAGCCCAUGGACCUCCACUGUAGUGGCCGGCGCCUCAGCAGUACAUGCACAUAUGAGGUGUUGGACUCCGGCAGCCAAGAAGAGCCAAUGGAUCUCAGUUGCCCAAAGACUAAGAGGCAGGUGGAGCCAGAAAUACAGCCAGAGCCGGCACCAGAGCCUGAGCCUGCUGUCAGAGAUACUCCACCUGUGACAGAGGACACACAGAAAUCCACAGAGAAAUGUAAAGAAGCACCUGUUAAAAAAAUCUCCCCUUUCAUGGGAAAUAUCAUCAUCACUGAUAUCACAACGAACAGUCUCACCGUCACCUUCAAGGAAUACGUUUCUUUCUGAGAAACUCUUUGUAAAAUGGGACUACCAGUGACCGAUUGGAUGAUCCUGUCAAUAUGUGCAUAUGUAAAAACAUCAGAAUUUUGUAUAUAUGGAAAUUUAUAAUUUAUCAUUCAAAUCCAAUAUGUUUCUUAUAAUGUUUUAUACUGUAACUCCUCUGUGAUGUUGUAGCCAAGAAAGUGCCCUCGAGGAUUUGAGUGAAUGCAUUCAGGUGGAUGUAUUCCACAAAAAAAAAAAAAAAUCUGUUUAUUUGUCAUAUGGAACUUAAUGGGAAACUUUUGCUGUUGUUUCAUACCUGUACCAAACUUAUAACCUGAGAUGUAUGAAGGUUUAUACGUAUUUUGUAUGAAUAAUAUCUCUUAUUUUGGUCCUGAUAGAAGGUAGAGAGGAACCUGUUGAGUCUAUGGUGAUCGAAGAUCAAAUCGAAAGCACUUAAUUACAUUUUUAUAUGUUCAUUUGUGACAUGUACCUUUGCUCAUGGAGAUGGUCUCUUUAAGUCUUAUUUCCAAACAUGUACACUCAGUCUGACUCAGCAUAUUUUGUUACAUGCUUUGUUUGUGGCUUGUUUAAGAAAAAAAUGAUUAGCCAUGACAUGCAAAUUUAAAAAGCAGGUGUGUAUGGAAACAGUGUAAACACAGUGACAACCUUGGGAUAUACACGGGCUUUGUCAACAAACCUUAAAGCAAAUAUCCCUGCCUUUUUUCUUUUGUCCUUGGUUUUUGUCUUGAUGUUGAGAUACAGCAAAGCCAUCAACGGACCUGCCAUUACAAACCAGUCUAUUACAAAGCUGCACAAUUCCUCUUUAGCAAAAAUUUAAGGAGUUAAAUCAGACGUACUUUCUCAAAGGUCAGUAAGAAAAUUGUGUCAUUUAUCAAGCAUGUGACCUCCCGUUAAGAUGACGUAUUGAUUAUUACCAUAAUAAGGUUGUGAUUUAUUACCUUAUUGGUGACCUCACAUAUUGCUGUUACUUUAAAAUAUCUGCUAGUCUUGUUAGGAUUCUCCUAAUGUCACACAGAUUAAUGAUAUUCAUCUCAUUCUGCUAUCCAACCUCAUCAUGUUAUCUGAAGAAUAUAUCUGACUGCUAUAUGUUUUAGAAAAAGCUACCAGGGUCAUUAAUGAGCAUGUUACGUGGAUUAAAUGUGAGUUGCAAGGCAGGCUUUUGUAUACUGUUACAUGCGAUCCAGAGAGUGCAAGCUGUUUUGAUUAUGCUGCUGAAAAUUCAAAUGUCAAAGCUGGAUGUAACCUACAUUUGAGUCUAAAUUGCCUUCUACGCACAGUUAAUGCAAAACCAGUAAGAAUGCUAAAACGCUAGACUAAUAAAAAAAAAAUGAAGAGUGCAUAUUGUAUUUAUUGACAUUUGAUUUGUUGUUGGGAAUGAUUACAAGAUGCUCUCUGCAUCAGAAGCUGCAAGUGAUUCCACUGAACAGGUUGCCCUCUUUGAGUCUGUUUGUUUCUUUUUGUUCUCUUGCUUUCUCUUGCUAAUUCUCUCUUGCACUUGGUCUAAAGUCAAAACGAUUGUGAUAAAGUAUGUUCUACCAGGAGCUGGUUGACUUACGGCUUUUGGCACAGCUUAUUGGAUGGUAUGUUUCACAAUAAAGAAAGAGAUUUGACUUCUGACAUGUUUUGCUGGAUUGGGUGGGGCAUUUUGUGUCUCACUAUAUUAAAUUUCUUCUUUAUUUUA